AUUGAUGAACUCAUACACAGUAUUCUGCUUUCAGGUAGAAUACUUGUUUAACAUGUGGUUGGCUUUUGCUCAGCCCUCGCCCGGUCCCUCUCCCUGUCCUCCAUCACAUUAAAUUGCCCAGUAUUAAGAAAGUAUUAGGUUGAACAAACCUUUGGUAAAGUAUAUAUAAAGACAUAAAAUGAAAUGCCAGGUUGAGAAGGGAGUGUAAACUAUCCUUUACCCAGUUAUUCCACCAAUAAGUAUUUUAUGGAGUUGUCUCCAGGCUGUACUUAGAUGGACAAAGCAUCUUUGCAGAAAAGAUGAUUUUAAAAGAUUUUUUUCCCUAGUUAUCUUUUGUUAAGAAGUUUAAUGUGUACUUUAAUAAAGUGUCUAUAUGUUACUAAUAAACGUACAAGUUAUAUUGGAUUUAACUCUUGAUUUGGUUGAAGCCAGUGUGUCUGAUAUAUUGAGGCAAAUGAAUGAAAGAGGAGGAAAAAUGUAGACUUAAACGCUUUGAUGUCUGCGUCUAUCAGAAGGGAGAUUUGAGUACCAGCCUGUCACUCUCUUUUCACUUAUGGAUAUGAAACCUCCCAUCUCUCGAGCCAAGAUGAUCCUCAUCACAAAAGCUGCUAUUAAAGCUAUUAAGCUUUAUAAGCAUGUCGUUCAAAUAGUAGAAAAGUUCAUCAAAAAGUGUAAACCAGAAUACAAGGUUCCAGGGUUAUACGUAAUCGACUCAAUUGUGCGACAGUCUCGUCAUCAGUUUGGAACUGAUAAAGAUGUUUUUGGGCCAAGAUUCUCUAAAAACAUAACUGCCACAUUCCAAUAUUUAUAUCUUUGUCCAUCUGAAGAUAAGAGUAAAAUAGUUCGCGUGCUGAACCUUUGGCAAAAAAAUGGAGUAUUCAAAAUUGAAAUUAUUCAGCCUCUUUUGGACAUGGCAGCAGGAACUAGUAAUGUGGCCCCCGUGGCAGAAAAUGUUACUAAUAAUGAAGGUUCACCGCCACCUUCAGUUAAGGUUUCUUCUGAACCCCCACAAGCCACUACAAACUCCGUACCAACUGUACCACAGUUGCCCAGCUCUGAUGCUUUUGCUGCUGUGGCCCAGCUGUUUCAGACGACCCAAGGUCAACAGCUUCAGCAGAUCCUUCAGACUUUUCAACAGCCUCCAAAACCACAGUCUCCCGCCAUUGACAAUGCUGUGAUGGCACAGGUUCAGGCUAUCACAGCUCAGUUAAAGACAGCUCCUACACAACCACCUGAACAAAAGGCUGCUUUCCCCCCACCUGAGCAGAAAACUGCAUUUGACAAGAAGCUACUUGAUAGAUUUGAUUAUGAUGAUGAGCCAGAAGCUGUGGAAGAAUCAAAGAAAGACGAUGCUGCUGCUGCCACUGCCACCACGGCACCCGCUGCUGUCGCCCCUCCUGCACCUGCUGCUGCUGCACCCGCUGCUGCCACACCCGCUGCUUCUCCUCCACAGGCACCCUUUGGGUUUCCUGGAGAUGGCAUGCAGCAGCCAGCAUAUGCUCAACAUCAAAAUAUGGAUCAGUUUCAGCCUCGAAUGAUGGCAAUACAGCAGGAUCCAGUGCACCAUCAGGUUCCACUUCCUCCUAAUGGACAGAUGCCAGGAUUUGGCCUACUUCCUACACCUCCUUUUCCUCCCAUGGCCCAGUCUGUGAUUCCUCCAACUCCACCUGUGCAGCAGGCUUUCCAAGCUUCUUUUCAGGCACAAAAUGAACCACUUACCCAGAAGGCACAUCAGGAAAUGGAAGUAGAACAACCUUGUAUUCAAGAGGUUAAGCGGCAUAUGUCUGAUAACAGAAAGUCAAGAUCUAGGUCAGCAUCCAGGUCACCAAAAAGGAGACGAUCUCGAUCUGGUUCUAGAUCUCGAAGGUCUCGUCAUCGACGUUCUCGAUCCCGGUCCAGAGAUAGACGUCGACAUUCUCCUAGAUCUCGAUCCCAGGAAAGACGAGAUCGAGAAAAAGAAAGAGAACGCCGACAAAAAGGCCUUCCUCAGAUCAAACCAGAAACUGCGAGUGUUUGUAGUACUACACUCUGGGUGGGACAGCUGGACAAAAGGACUACUCAGCAGGAUGUUGCCAGUCUCUUAGAAGAGUUUGGUCCAAUCGAAUCAAUUAACAUGAUUCCUCCCAGAGGUUGUGCCUAUAUUGUUAUGGUUCAUCGGCAAGAUGCUUAUCGUGCUCUGCAGAAACUGAGCCGAGGAAACUAUAAAGUGAACCAGAAAUCCAUAAAGAUUGCCUGGGCCUUAAACAAAGGAAUAAAGGCAGAUUAUAAGCAGUAUUGGGAUGUAGAACUUGGUGUUACUUAUGUUCCAUGGGACAAAGUCAAGCCUGAAGAACUGGAGAGUUUUUGUGAAGGAGGAAUGUUGGACAGUGAUACACUUAAUCCAGAUUGGAAAGGAAUUCCCAAGAAGCCUGAAAAUGAAGUUGCUCAAAAUGGAGGGGCAGAAACCUCCCACACAGAACCCGUAUCACCCAUACCUAAACCGUUACCUGUGCCUGUCCCUCCUAUUCCUGUUCCGGCACCUAUAACAGUACCACCUCCACAGGUCCCACCACAUCAGCCAGGUCCUCCUGUAGUUGGUGCUCUCCAGCCACCUGCUUUCACGCCUCCUUUGGGAAUUCCCCCUCCGGGCUUUGGUCCUGGUGUUCCUCCUCCGCCGCCGCCUCCACCAUUUUUGCGCCCAGGAUUCAACCCAAUGCAUUUACCACCAGGUUUUCUUCCUCCUGGACCCCCACCUCCUAUAACUCCACCAGUAUCCAUUCCUCCUCCUCACACUCCACCAAUAAGCAUCCCAAACUCUACUAUCGCUGGUAUAAAUGAAGACACUACAAAAGACUUAUCUAUUGGAAAUCCCAUUCCAACAGUGGUGUCUGGGCCUAGAGGAAAUGCCGAGUCUGGUGACAGUGUGAAAAUGUAUGGCUCUGCUGUGCCACCUGCUGCACCCACGAAUCUGCCCACCCCUCCUGUAACCCAGCCUGUUUCACUUCUUGGUACUCAAGGAGUUGCACCUGGUCCUGUAAUUGGGCUCCAGGCACCAUCCACUGGUCUUCUUGGUGCCCGCCCUGGCCUGAUUCCACUCCAGCGCCCGCCAGGAAUGCCUCCACCUCAUUUACAGAGAUUUCCUUUGAUGCCACCUCGUCCCAUGCCACCACACAUGAUGCAUAGAGGCCCACCACCAGGACCAGGGGGCUUUGGAAUGCCUCCACCUCAUGGAAUGAAAGGUCCCUUUCCACCGCAUGGUCCCUUUGUUAGGCCUGGUGGAAUGCCAGGGCUUGGGGGCCCAGGGCCAGGCCCAGGGGGUCCUGAAGACAGAGACGGAAGGCAGCAACAGCCACAGCAACAGCAGCAGCAGCAGCCGCCACCACCACAGCCACAGCCGCAGCAGCCACCACCAGCUCAGCAACCACCACCAACUCAGCAGCAACCACAGCCGUUUAGAAAUGAUAACAGGCAGCAGUUCAAUUCAGGUAGAGACCAAGAAAGGUUUGGAAGAAGAUCUUUCGGAAAUAGGGUGGAAAAUGACCGGGAACGGUAUGGGAACCGUAAUGACGAUAGAGAGAAUAGUAAUCGUGAAAGGAGAGAGUGGGGAAGAAGGAGCCCUGACCGGGACAGGCACAGAGACUUGGAAGAGAGAAAUAGACGCUCUAGUGGGCAUCGAGACAGAGAGAGAGAUUCUAGAGAUAGAGAGUCUCGUAGAGAGAAGGAAGAAAACCGAGUAAAGGAAAAGCCUGAGGUGACAGACAGGGCAGGUGGUAACAAAACCGUUGAACCUCCCAUUAGCCAAGUGGGAAAUGUAGACACUGUUUCAGAACUUGAUAAGGGGGAGUCUGAGUCUGCAGUUGCAAAACCUUCUGAAGAGUUACCUGCUGAGGCUACCUCAUCCGUUGAACCCGAAAAGGAUUCUGGCUCAGCAGCAGAGGCUCCUCGUUAGAGACUGGAAUUUGUCAAAAUGUGACAGUGACACUUCCUGGAGUGUAGAGCUUGAGGUGUACAGAUGCUGUAUUAUAUUUGCUCCUGCUAUAUCACAGCCCCACAGUAGUUGGUGGGGAAUUGUAAGCAAUUUGAUUGCUUCCCUUCUAUUUAAAAAUAGCCACAAAAUAACAAAAAAUACUGAAAAUAUGAAUAAAUAUUACCCUUUUUGCUGUAACUUUUUAAAAGUUUUGACUUUAAAAAGUUUACAAAUCGUAAUUAGAAGUGCUAUUUUUUUUUUUUUUUUAAUUUAAGACAAGGUAAUGGUGAAAGCUCCUCAAAAACAAUAGGGAUGUUUUUAAUAAACUCUAUUUUCGUAACAAA
Molecule: messenger RNA, 4290 nt
Organism: Diceros bicornis minor
Lineage: Eukaryota; Metazoa; Chordata; Mammalia; Perissodactyla; Rhinocerotidae
Gene: SCAF4
Product: SR-related CTD associated factor 4
Exons: 20
Coding region: 554-3928 (1124 amino acids)
Biological process (GO): negative regulation of termination of RNA polymerase II transcription, poly(A)-coupled
Cellular component (GO): nucleus
Molecular function (GO): RNA binding; RNA polymerase II C-terminal domain phosphoserine binding
Source: RefSeq, a predicted model, not a curated record